Cryptomeria japonica (Japanese cedar) is the source of this 1005-nucleotide messenger RNA. Its product is annotated as U-box domain-containing protein 12-like. Gene Ontology annotation, cellular component: cytoplasm; nucleus. Gene Ontology annotation, molecular function: protein binding. NCBI's taxonomy places the organism in Eukaryota, Viridiplantae, Streptophyta, Pinopsida, Cupressales, Cupressaceae. The coding region runs from base 1 to 1005 and encodes 334 amino acids. The transcript is spliced from 2 exons. The record is from RefSeq and is a predicted model, not a curated record.
AUGACAGAAGCUGUGAAGGGAAAUACAGCCAUGGAUGAUUAUAUUUCAAACAUAGGAAGCCAAGAUGGCUUUUUAAGAAUACAAGCAUUGGAAGGCCUUAAAAAGUUGACAAGAUUAAAUGAGGAAAACAGAAAUUGGGUGGCACACAGCAAAUCUGCAAUCCCUUCUCUUUUGGAAUUGUUAUCUUCUUCUUCUUCAUGUGAAGAUGAUCUUAAAACAAAGGAGCUUGCUUUGGCAAUACUGCUUAAUCUAUCUGUUAAUGACAACUUGAAGGAGUAUAUGGGAUCUCUUGAAGCCAUUCAAUGUAUAUCAAAUCUCAUAAGAUAUUCUGAUUGCAGUGGCAGUGAAGAGCUGAGAGAGAAUGGUGCUUCAGCUCUCUGUAGCCUUGCUGUUGUGGAUAAGAAUAAAGGAAAAAUGGGUGUUGGAGGGGCCAUUGAGGCUUUGGUUACCAUGUUGCAGGCAGAUCCUCCUCUAGGAGCUGCUUUAAAUGCACUCACAGAGCUUCUUAUAUACAAUGGGAACAAGGCUUUAGCAGUAAGAGCAGGAGCAGUGCCUACCCUUUUCAAUUUUCUGCAAGAUGAUAAUCUGGCAGAGUCUUCCCUUGCUGUACUUGCACUUGUGGUAGCUCACAUGGAAGGGAAGAAAGCCAUUAGCAAUGUAAGUGGUUGGAUGGGUGCAUUGGUAGAUUGCAUUAAGAGUAAAGGCAUGCAGAGCAAAGAGAAUGCUACUGCUAUUCUUUUGGAAAUGUUGGAAUACUAUCCAGAGAAGGUGAGGGAGGCAGAUAAGGUGUAUGAUAUCUGUUCCUUGCUUAUUCGCUUGUCUAUAAAUGGUUCAUCCAAUGUGAGACGCAAUGCUAGCUUGUUGAUGAAAAUGGUGGAGAUGGAGUUUGAAAGCUACGCUCAGAUUGGGACUCAUGGUUAUGCCUCUGCUACUGACACUGGUUUUGAGAGUGAUGUAUCCUCUGCCCCUUCAUCAUUAAGAGCUACCAGUGAGCUAACUGAUUAA